AACGCUGUGAUAUAUCUCAUUUCAUUCAGUAACAUCUAAUUUGGUAUCUAUCCUCUGCGGUUUGUUGUUCUUCUAGUAUAUUCGAUUGGUGGAACAGUGAUCAGUGUCUUUAUUGGAAGGGGUUUGGUGACAUUAAACUUCUUGCAAGAGAAAAUGGAAGCAGAUUUUCAUUAUGGACUUGUGCGCAUUCGAGAAAAUGCUGAAUCGAUAGCUUUCUAUAGUGGUGAAGCCAAAGAAAUGCAACAUUUGCUUCAAUGCUUCAAAAGUGCUUUUGAGAAUCUGACUCAAUUGUUGAUAGCUUCAAGAAAUCUUGAGUUUUUCACCAGUGGAAAUUUUGAGUUUUUCACCAGUGGAUACUGCUAUCUUAUUCAAAUUCUUCCUGCUGCUGUCAUUGCUCCUAUGUACUUCUCUAGAAAAAUUGAGCUUGGUGUCAUUAAUCAGUCAGUAUCGGCUUUUAAUCAUAUCCUGGGAGACUUCUCCCUCACCGUGUACCAAUUUCAGUCUAUAAGCGCAUUUUCAACAGUAAUUGAUCGACUUGAUGAAUUUGAUGAUUAUUUGGAUAUCAGCUCUCAACGCCCUUCUGACCCUGCAGAAGGGAUAAGUUUUACGUAUAGUAAUGUUAAAACUUUAGCUGAACUGGAGCCAAAUGGAUCCAUACCCAUAGAUAAGCAACAAAAGCUACUGGACAUAGAGAAUUUGACUGUGCAAACACCAAGUAGCACUACAUUGGUUAGGGAUUUAUCAUUGGUAAUCAACAAUAAUGAGAAUCUAUUGGUGACAGGACCUAGCGGGAGUGGCAAGACUUAUUUGUUAAGAAUUUUGGCUGGUCUUUGGAGUGCUGGAAGAGGAGAGAUUACAUUCUAUGUGGAAGAUGAAGAAGAGAUUGUACCAUCCAAUUCUCCAGGUGUAGGUCCUCUUGGUACUGCUAAUGAUAAAUAUGGGGAACAUGAAAGACCCUCAAAUAGGAGUUUUAAGGGCAUAUUUUUCGUUCAUGUGAAGCGGAAAGACGAGCAAUCUCAGCAAAAUGAGGAGUUAGAGACGGUCAAAGCUGGUGCAGCUCAACAAAAUGAAGAGUUAGAGGCAGUGAAGGUUAGAGCCGCUCAACAAAAUGAAGAUUUGGAGGCACUAAAGGCAAGAUAA
Messenger RNA from Rosa chinensis, 1140 nucleotides. RefSeq names its product ABC transporter D family member 2, chloroplastic. Bases 154 to 1140 code for a protein of 328 amino acids. Gene Ontology annotation, molecular function: ATP binding; ABC-type transporter activity; ATP hydrolysis activity. Gene Ontology annotation, biological process: transmembrane transport. The record is from RefSeq and is a predicted model, not a curated record. NCBI's taxonomy places the organism in Eukaryota, Viridiplantae, Streptophyta, Magnoliopsida, Rosales, Rosaceae. The transcript is spliced from 6 exons. Gene Ontology annotation, cellular component: membrane.